CUCGAUACUAUUCACACUCUAUUGUACCACUGUGCAGCAAGCUUCUGUAGUUGCACUUCGUAUAUCCAUUCGCUUCACUUAGUUCUCCACCGACCUGACGAUGACUGAGCCAAAUACUGCCCCGCGCGCCGAGGUUGACCCCGCCACGACAGGCACCGCUGCGACACACGAGGAGGACAAAGAGGAGCACAAACCACGAGACAGCAAAGGCUGGGAUGGAAAAUUGAGGAUUGACAAGUCAGUCGUGGUGAAAUAUCCGGCAGACCCGAACGCAGAAGUGCAGAGCGGUGCAGAAGAGUCAGAGGAUGAAGGCCCUCCGCCUGAUGAAAUCCAGGCAGACGAAGAUCUCCUGGAUGACGUUCCAGAUGACGAAGAGGAGAUCGAACUCGUGCACUGUAAGAUUGGGGACAUGUCUUCACUGAGGCUGGAAAGGUUCAAACAGAUGAAGCGUCUCUGCCUUCGACAAAAUCGCAUACAAACCAUCGAGAUCCCGAUCGACGCCGCCGCAACGUUGACCGAAAUCGAUCUGUACGACAAUCUUAUUUCGCACGUCAAAGGCUUCGAAUCGUUCACCGAACUCACUUCGCUCGACCUCUCCUUCAACAAGAUCAAACACAUCAAACGCUUAGAUCACCUGAAGAAGCUCAAAGAUUUGUACUUUGUGCAGAAUAAGAUCAGCACGAUCGAGAACCUAGAUGGCCUGACCAACUUGCGACAAAUCGAGCUGGGCGCUAACAGGGUACGCGAGAUCCAGAAUCUGGAGACACUCACUGGCCUAGAGGAAUUGUGGUUGGGCAAGAACAAGAUCACGGAGAUUAAAGGCCUCGAUACUCUAACGAACCUCAAGAUUCUAUCCAUCCAGUCGAACCGCCUACGUGCGAUAUCUGGACUUGACAAGCUUGUCAACCUCGAAGAGCUACACAUUUCUCACAACCUGCUUACUUCGUUGGACGGUCUGGAACACAACACCAACCUACAAGUCAUCGAUAUCAGCUCAAACCCCAUCGAACAUCUCUCCGGUCUGGAAACUCUUACGCAUCUGACAGAGUUCUGGGCAUCAAACUGCAAAUUGAGCAGCUUCGCUGAAGUCGAGAAGGAGCUCAAAGACAAGGAAGAACUGGAGACUGUUUAUUUCGAAGGCAGUCCCCUCCAGAGAGCGCAACCAGCGCUGUACCGUAACAAGGUGCGAUUAGCUCUGCCGCAGAUCAAGCAAAUUGAUGCCACGUACGUGAAACAAGUGUAGUACACAUACGACAGAAUUGGUGAGAUAAAGGGCCUCAUACAUGAGCUUGAAGAAGGGAUAGAGCUCAAGAAACAAGAGAUGGAACUUAAGGAGAGGCAACGUGUAAAAGCAAGAGGCACACUGGGCGUUCGGGACAUGGUCACUGAUCUAGUGGACCUCAUCUUAGACUUUUUGAUGAUACUGUAUUUCCAUGGCGCAGGAGUCAGCAUAUGCAUAUGCAUAUACAUAGCAAGGCGUUGGAAAGGCAGGUAUUACUGGCGUAGGUUGCGAGUACUGAGACAUCAUACAAACGCAUUGUCUCUCGA
This is a messenger RNA of Macroventuria anomochaeta, 1548 nucleotides long. Its product is annotated as L domain-like protein. Gene Ontology annotation, molecular function: protein binding. Lineage: Eukaryota; Fungi; Ascomycota; Dothideomycetes; Pleosporales; Didymellaceae. The record is from RefSeq and is a predicted model, not a curated record. The transcript has 3 exons. Bases 101 to 1243 code for a protein of 380 amino acids.